Molecule: messenger RNA, 2928 nt
Organism: Aplysia californica (California sea hare)
Lineage: Eukaryota; Metazoa; Mollusca; Gastropoda; Aplysiida; Aplysiidae
Product: regulator of nonsense transcripts 3B
Exons: 11
Coding region: 358-2346 (662 amino acids)
Biological process (GO): nuclear-transcribed mRNA catabolic process, nonsense-mediated decay; positive regulation of translation
Cellular component (GO): cytoplasm; nucleolus
Molecular function (GO): mRNA binding
Source: RefSeq, a predicted model, not a curated record
GAAUAACGACCGACGUGUUCUCUUUUUAAUGCACUGGAAAGGCAUUAGUAAUCAAUCAAGAAUAAAUAGAAUCGAGAACCUUGUCUAGAUUUUAGAUGUUCUAUCAACAAACUAUCAAGAUUCAUACUGAACGGUUUUGUUACCCUGGCGAACGAAAUAGAUCUAGAAUCUAGAUCUAGAUCUAUAGAGCUUGACCAAGUACCUCCACGGGUGCAACUAAAUAUUGGAAACUAGGAAUUGUCUUCGUCAAUGUUGUCCUGGCCUAGAUCUAGAGCUCUUACGCUUGGUCUUGGUCAAGGCUUAGAUUUUCUAGAUCUAGCCUAGCCUCUGUAGCCUUCUUUUGGAGUGGAAUAUGCGAUGGCGCAAGGCAAGGAUUCAAAGAUUCAACAAGAUGUGAAACCCACUGCAAAUACAGACAAGAAAAAAGAGAAAGACCAUACCCCUUCAAAGGUUGUCAUUCGCCGACUACCACCCUCCUUGACACCCGAGGACUUCCUGAACCAUGUGUCGCCUCUACCAGACUAUGACUUCUUUUACUUUGUCAGAGCGGACAUGAGCCUUGGUAGUAAUGCGUUCACAAGGGCGUACAUUAAUUUCCUGACACCUGACGAUAUUUUCAUCUUCCGAGACAAGUUUGAUGGAUACGUUUUUCUUGACUCGAAAGGUGGCGAGUUCCCUGCUGUGGUGGAGUUUGCUCCCUUUCAGAAAGUUCCCAAAAAGAAACAGAAGAAAGUGGAUCUGAAGAAUGGCAUAAUUGAGCAAGAUGGUGACUACAAAAAAUUUGUGGAGAGUUUGGCUCAGCCCGUGGAGAACGCCGCAGUGUCAUUGGAUGCUAUGGUGGUGGAGGUGGAGACUCGGGAAGCUAUGGCAGGCAAAAAUGGAGGAGCAAAACAUACCACACCAUUGCUGGAUUUCUUGAAGAAACGAAGAGAAGAAAGAAAGUACAACAUAGCUAAACUUAAAGAAGAGCGUCGUCGCGGAAGUGCCCGUGACCGGGAGGCGGACAGGAAGAGGUCAUCCAAAGAUGAGUCUGAGAAGAGGAGGGCGGAGAAGGAGAGGCUGCGUGAUCGGGAUCGCGAUAGGGACCGUGACCGUGAUCGAGACCGCCGUCGGGAUCGCAACAAAGACCGACUGAGGGAUAGGGACAAGGAUAGGAAGAGAGAGCGAGACCCUCCCAAGUCAGACAAGUACAAGGAGGACAGGAAUGGAGAGAAGAAGUCCUCGAAAGAAGGGGAAGGAGCUGCUAGGCAGCCUGUAGUGCUAUUGAAAAACACUGACAGAGAGACGCAAAAGGGAGAAAAAGAGGGAGAAGUGGAAAGUAAAACGGAAGGAGGGAAGAAAAUUGCUGAAAGGGAAAAAGAGGGUAGACCAGGCCGCGUAGAGUCGGGAAGAGAGGUAAGAGAAUGGAAGAAUGAGGAGAAUAGAGGGAAGAGGCCUGGGGAUAAGUGGUCAGACGACAGGAGACGAGAUGGAGAGAAGGACAGACCGAGGUCUGUGAAGGAUAAAGAGAGGGGUAAUGAGGAGAGAGACAGAGGAAAAGGAAGGAAGGAUUGGGGUGAUCAUGGAGGCCGUGGGUAUCGGGAUGAGGAGGAUAGAAAGAGGCAGGACAGAGACCGAACGAGGUUCAGGGAAGAUAGAGGAGAGAGAGGUGGGAGUGACAGAUAUCACGAGAAAGAAAGAGGAGGAGGCAACCUUGGUAAUAAAGAUAAAGGGGACCGUGGAGGUUAUGGGGCUAGGGAGAAAUACAGGGACGAAAGAGGGGGAGGAGGAGGGAGGAACAGGGAUGAUCGUAAAGGUGGAGGGGAUGGUUGGAAGAAGAAGGACGUGGAGACCGACAGGAGAAAGUACGAAAAAGAGCGACCUGCAGAAAAAGGGAGGCCAGAAUCUGGCAGGCAGCAGCGAGGUGGCAAGGAUGAUGGGAGACUGGAUAACAAGAAGGAAAGGGAGGCCGGCUCGUCAAGUGGAAAGGACACAGGUGCCAAAGAUGUCCCAAGAGAAGAAAAGGAUAGACAGAAGGAUUCGGAGAGAUCGUUUAGAGGCCCCUCUAGCACUGGAGAGGGCAAAAGCAGCAGGGUCAAAGGUGAGGUGGACAGCCAAUCAGAGAAAGGAGGAGGAACCCCAGACACCCCCCCUGUAGCUAGGCAUGGAAAGGAGGAAGGAGGAAGAGGAGGUGGGGACACACAAGGAGGAGACAGUGGGGCAGAGGUCGAGGACAGAAAGAGGAAGAGGAAGGAACGCCCAGAGAGGCAGAUCUACAUCCCACGCAAAGCCCUGGAGAGACAAAAGCAAGGCUCACCACAAGUGGCAGAUACGCCAAAGGAUAAAGCAUCUGGCAAUGGUAGCUGAAGGACGACCUUUGACUUACGUUAUAGUGAUCUCUGGAGUCUCUUUGUCUUUGCCUGGUGCAAGACACUGUCCACUUACGCUGAUCGAAGUGCCAACGAAAUGCAGUUGUUUGCCUGAAAUGUGUUCGGCAUUGCUCCUACUCUUACUGUCGAAGAAGAUUUGAAAUUCUGUGGAUUUUUGCUUCUUUUCAGGAUUUUUUUUACUCUUGUUGAAAAAAAACAUUGGUCAAUAAUGUUUUGCUCCACUCCAUGGUAAGACUUAAGUUGAACAGAAAAUUGUCUUGUGCCCAUUAUAUUCUAGGAAAGCUGUAUUCUAUAGGGACUUUGGACCUAGAAAAAAAACUCUUUAAGCUGAGCCUCAUCCGUAUUUUGAGCAUGUGCCCCCAAUGUUUUACUGCUCUGGCAAUUUUUUUUAAAGAUUGAUAUCUGGUCUGUCUCAGGACUAUGGUAGUAGUAUCUUCAGCUCGUUGGAAAAGGGAUCAUGGUUUGUGGAAGACGUAAAAGACAUCCACCAUUUACAAAAUCUUAAGUAGAUACUUUUCUUGGUCUGCCAUUUGCUGUAUGGAAGUGGAAGAAGAAAUAA